AUAUCAACGCAGUGUCAGCAUUGUCCGUGUCUGAGCUCGAUGUCAGACGCUCCGUCGUGUCUGUUGGCCACGUCGGUCAAGGUUCCAUCAUCUCAUGGAAGGUACGUGCGCCUGAAUGUCGGCGGCCAUCUCUUCUACACAACACUGGACACACUGACUAAACACGAGGGUAGCAUGCUGAAAGCUAUGUUUAGUGGCAGAAUGGAAGUGCUAAUGGACUCUGAAGGAUGGGUUUUGAUCGACCGCUGUGGUAAACAUUUCGCUACAGUUUUGAAUUAUUUGAGAGAUAAUACGACGCCACUGCCCUCGUCGGAACGAGAUCUCGAGGAGGUGCUCGCGGAGGCGAAGUUCUAUUUGCUGGACGACUUCGCAAAGGUCAUCCAGAGAAAGUUGCUCGUUCUGCGCGAUCCGUAUCCUCCGCUCACGUACGUUCCGGUCCUUACUGCUCCAGGACAGUUGCAGAAGAUAUUAGAUCUUACAAGAAAGCCUCUGAUUCGUCUAAUGUACAACAGAGGAAACAACAAAUACUCGUAUACAAGUAACUCAGACGAAAACCUUCUUCGAAAUAUGGAGUUAUUUGACAGAUUGUCGGUGAAAUUUGCCACUCGCAUCACGUUUGUCAAGGACAUUGCUGGAACUGAGAUCUGUUGCUGGUCGUUCUAUGGCCUUUGUAAGAAAGUAGCCGAAAUUUGCUGUGAGUCUAUAGUCUACGCGACAGAGAAGAAGCAAACAAAGAUAGAAUAUCCCGAAGCAAAGAUAUUUGAAGAGGCACUUAACGUGUUGUUGUAUGAGGAUCGAAGCCCUGAUGGUGACAGAGCAGCCGCUUUAUAUGCUGCAAAUGCACAAAGUCUGGCUACUAUUGCCACAGUACCGCCGACUGUGAAGACAACGGCAAGGCGGUUUCCUGAUGACGACGACAACAUGCUUUAUUAGCAGUUGCCGGAUGUAAUGUUGAUAUGAAUGAGUUAGUGUAUUUAUGAAAAUUCGUCGCGCGCAAUACAUCUAGUCUAUUUUGUGUAGUAACAAUUGUCACGUGGUUGAUAUUGGCUGCAUGUCAUUGCAUGAAAAAUUACGGCGGCGGUCGACUCAUGUACAGUUGUUGCAAUAUAAUAUAUGUUGCAUACUGCA
This is a messenger RNA of Corticium candelabrum, 1128 nucleotides long. RefSeq names its product BTB/POZ domain-containing adapter for CUL3-mediated RhoA degradation protein 3-like. The record is from RefSeq and is a predicted model, not a curated record. Lineage: Eukaryota; Metazoa; Porifera; Homoscleromorpha; Homosclerophorida; Plakinidae. The transcript is spliced from 3 exons. Gene Ontology annotation, molecular function: protein binding. Bases 40 to 933 code for a protein of 297 amino acids. Gene Ontology annotation, biological process: protein homooligomerization.